AUGUCCCCUUUUCAACGCUCUCUCUUUCCACCUCUCUCUCUCUCUCUCUCCCUCUCUCUCUCUCUCUUCCCAGCUCUCUCUCUAUAUCUUGUCACUUCUCUCUCUCUCUCUUCCCACCUCUCUCUCUCUCGUCACUUCUCUUCCAACCUCUCUCUCUCUCUCUCUUCCCACCCCUCUCUCUCUUUUCACUUCUCUUCCAACCUCUCUCUCUCCCCCUCUCUCUCUCUUUUCACUUCUCUCUCUCUCUUCCCCCUCUCUCUCUCUUUUCACUUCUCUCUCUCUUCCCACCUCUCUCUCUCUCUCUUUUCACUUCUCUCUCUCUUCCCCCUCUCUCUCUCUUUUCUCUCUCUCUCUCUUUCCCACCCUCUCUCUCUCUCUUUUUCACUUCUCUCUCUCUUCCCCCUCUCUCUCUCUCUUUCACUUCUCUCUCUUCCCCCUCUCUCUCUCUUUUCACUUCUCUCUCUUCCCACCUCUCUCUCUCUUUCCUUCUCUCUCUCUCGCUUCUCUCUCUCUCUUCCCACCUCUCUCUCUUUCACUUCUCUCUCUCUCUCUCUUCCCACCUCUCUCUCUCUUUUCACUUCUCUCUCUCUCUCUUCCCACCUCUCUCUCUCUCUUUUCACUUCUCUCUUUCCACCUCUGAGAUUUCUUGCAUGCUUAUUUAUAUCUUUUAUCUUUCUCUUCCUUCGCUUUCUUUUUUUCGUUUUUUUUCCCGAAACAUUUUCCCUUAAAUGUAUAAAUUGUAUCUGUCUCUCUUUUCAUGGCCGCUUAAGCAAAUACACACACAUUAAUUCUUUUAUCGUUCAUAAUCUUUUCCUUUACUCUUUCCUCAAACAAAUAUGUAAUCAUUUCAAUUCCCCCCUCUCCUCUCUCUCUCUCUCUCUCUCUCUCUCUCUCUCUCUCUCUCUCUCUCUCUCUUCUGCAUAUUCGUCUUAA
Messenger RNA from Acanthosepion pharaonis, 933 nucleotides. NCBI's taxonomy places the organism in Eukaryota, Metazoa, Mollusca, Cephalopoda, Sepiida, Sepiidae. The record is from the annotation of a GenBank genome assembly.